Molecule: messenger RNA, 411 nt
Organism: Cercopithifilaria johnstoni
Lineage: Eukaryota; Metazoa; Nematoda; Chromadorea; Rhabditida; Onchocercidae
Source: the annotation of a GenBank genome assembly
AUGGCACGAACUAAGCAGACUGCUCGCAAAUCGACGGGCGGGAAGGCGCCGCGAAAGCAGCUAGCGACAAAGGCAGCAAGAAAAUCUGCUCCUGCCACGGGUGGAGUGAAGAAACCGCAUCGAUAUCGUCCUGGUACCGUUGCGCUUCGUGAAAUCCGUCGCUACCAGAAAUCCACUGAACUGCUUAUCCGCAAACUACCCUUCCAACGUUUGGUGCGCGAAAUUGCGCAAGAUUUCAAAACUGACCUCCGUUUCCAGUCGUCAGCUGUACUCGCACUGCAAGAAGCUAGCGAAGCCUACUUAGUAGGACUCUUCGAAGAUACUAACUUGUGUGCGAUCCACGCCAAACGUGUCACCAUUAUGCCGAAGGAUAUUCAACUUGCUCGGCGUAUUCGUGGGGAGCGAGCCUAA